ACCACUCUUGUACUAGUCAAUCUCUGGCCUUUCCCGCGCCAGCACGCUGGUGGAGGAUACUUUUAGCUCGGUGUGUAUUGAGAAAGAUUCUCUUUUUUUUGCGCGCGCGAACAAAAGGAUCAAAAGUAGCACGCGGAGAUCGCUGCUGGGUAAUUGAGUGAGACCCUCUCCUUGGCAAAUAUGAAAGUUUCUUGGGUGCUUUUUGUGAGUGCUUCAGCCAUUGGAAUGGCUUGCAUAACAUACGGUGCAAGUACAAAUGCCACAGCUGAGCCAAAAGAGAUCAUCGACAUCCCUGGGAAUGCCUCAAAAAUCCCCGCAAAGGCCACAGUGGCGCCUGAAAAGGAUCAUCAGGGAGGUAGAAGAGCGGUGAAGAAUACGAAGAAGGACACAAAAUCCAGCGCGAGUGUCCUUGCAGUGAGCACAGUGGCCACGAAAGCUCCUCCCACGCCGAAGCCUAAAAAAGUCACAAAGAAGGAGCAAAUUCGGAAAGCAGCGGAAAAGGCUGAACUGAUCUGUCCGAAGAAUCCUGAGAAGCACGUGGGAUGGUUCGCUUUGCCGUGCACCAACAACAAAUCCUGCCUCAUCAUGGGAAAGAAGCAUGUUUGCUGCAAAGUCAACACGUACCGGCGAUGCAUUCAAGGAGUCCCAAAACCCAUUGUUGAGCCCCCACAUGAGCCUAUUCUGGGCAUUAUUCAGCAAAAGUGCCCAACAACACCACUUGCUGAACUCUUCUGGAACGUCCAGACAUGCGAUACAGAUGCCGAUUGCUGGCCCAGAGUUUGCUGCCCUGAUGGUCAGAAGAAGUACUGCAGGAAUGCCGCUGUGGAGCUUCAGAAAUCCAAUAUUCCCUUUGCACGUUCCCUAGCCAAUCCCUUGGAAGCCAUGUCUGGGUACAUUCAGUGCACACCACCACCAUCACCCCUCUACGAUCUCUACCCCAAGCCGUGCAACAACACCCUAGAUUGCUUCCCCAAUGUUUGCUGCCAGGAAAAAGGGAGGAAACACUGCAGACCUCCCAAGAGAUCCCUUCUGGCGCUCCUGACCACCAUGACACAGAGCGUCAGUGCCCAGUGGCUUAAGGAUUGGGCAUCGAAUCUCGUCAUCCCAUAACCUGUGAUCUAAUUGAGGAAUUUCUUCUCACUUCAGUACCUUGAAUAAAUGAAUUUAUAACUACAAAAUUAAAUUAAAUUAACAAAAUGUUGAGAGAAAAACUGAGAGAAUGGGGAAAUUCAAGAAAUUUUUAGAAUAAAGAAUUUUUUUUUAAAAACAU
Lutzomyia longipalpis is the source of this 1270-nucleotide messenger RNA. RefSeq lists its product as uncharacterized. The transcript is spliced from 4 exons. The record is from RefSeq and is a predicted model, not a curated record. Lineage: Eukaryota; Metazoa; Arthropoda; Insecta; Diptera; Psychodidae. The coding region runs from base 181 to 1110 and encodes 309 amino acids.